CAAGUGUUCGACGAAAAUGAAGAUAACUGGAUAAGUCAUAGAAAGUUUAUUGUUUUCUGAAUGGCCAUGAUCCAGGGUUACAAAUAUUUAAAUAAGUUCCUACUUUUUUCUUAAUGAUUUCACAUCGUUUUCAAAGAUAAUUUUGUUUUUGUAUCUGGGUUUGUUCUUGCACGUAGGAUAAGAUCAUAUACAAUUGUUUAUCACAUUCCUCUCAUGAUAACAGAUAGACUUAGUUGACUACUUUUAAGGUUGAUGCUAAUUAGUUUUAUCUGAGGUUGAGCUGGCUAUCUUAUUUUUCUAAUCCUAGGUUUGGCAUUGACUUGAUGGAAGUAUAUUCGCUUAUAAUGGUCUCUUGAUGUGUAUGUUUUUAAUCGAUUUCUUAAAAGAACAGAUCUUUUGACCUUUUUUACUGUGCAUUGACAUGUUCUUGAGUUUGGUUCAUCUGUGUUGAUGAUUAAUCAUGUCAUGUUCAAAUAACUAAUCGUGGUUGUGAAUAAACUUGUUCUGUGGAAAAUAUCAGUGUUACAUGGACUUUUUGAUUGUGAUUUCUUAUUUUUGAAGUCUAUAAAGUUUGACUCUGCUUGUUCACCCAUUGGCUUGAGGAAAAAAUAAGUCUUCUCUUUGAUAUACUUGAGUUCCUUUGUGAUUAUCAUAAGCUGUCUUACAAUUUAGGAUGAGUAUCAAACAUGUCUUCCUCAUUUUUCUAAUCUGUUAUAAGCAAUCAAUACAGAGAUAUGAUCUGUUUACUCUUAGGGUCAACUAUAUGGUGACUUUUAUGGUUGUUUAUCAAAAAAUUUAAUUCCUGUGAUAGCUUGGAUCACGCUCUCAAAUGAUUUCAUUCUUAUAAUCAAGGUUUAGUCAUUGACUUGCUGAUAAAUAUACAUAUCAGUUGCACCAAUUUUGUCUCUUGAGCUAAUUGUUGUUUCUGCCUGCAAAUGGCCAACUCAAUUCUGUUAUUUUCCUUUGUUUUGGUUCUCCCUUUUGUCUGUUCAGUUCAAUUUAACAUAUCUCGUUUUGGAUCAGAUGUUUCUGAAAUAGCAUACCAAGGAGAUGCAAGAGCAAAUGGGGCUGUUGAGCUUACCAACAUUGACUACACAUGCCGUGCCGGUUGGGCUACUUAUGGUAAGCAGGUUCCUUUAUGGAAUCCAGGUACCAGUAAGCCUUCGGAUUUUAGUACGCGUUUCUCCUUCAGAAUUGAUACCCGUAAUGUUGGGUAUGGUAAUUACGGUCAUGGGUUUGCUUUCUUUCUAGCUCCAGCGAGAAUCCAAUUGCCUCCCAACUCAGCUGGUGGUUUCUUGGGUCUAUUCAAUGGAACCAAUAAUCAGUCUUCUGCUUUCCCACUUGUUUAUGUCGAGUUCGACACAUUUACUAAUCCAGAAUGGGAUCCUCUCGAUGUCAAAUCCCAUGUAGGAAUCAACAACAACUCUCUUGUUUCUUCUAACUACACUUCUUGGAAUGCAACGUCACACAACCAAGAUAUAGGCCGUGUCCUGAUAUUCUAUGAUUCCGCUAGAAGAAACUUGAGUGUCUCUUGGACUUACGACUUAACAUCUGAUCCUCUGGAGAAUUCAAGCCUAUCUUACAUCAUUGAUCUCUCAAAGGUACUGCCAUCAGAAGUUACAAUUGGGUUUUCUGCGACAUCUGGAGGGGUCACCGAGGGAAAUAGACUUCUGUCAUGGGAGUUCAGUUCAAGCCUGGAGCUAAUAGAUAUAAAGAAAAGUCAGAAUGACAAGAAGGGGAUGAUAAUUGGUAUUUCAGUUUCUGGGUUCGUUUUGCUGACCUUUUUUAUUACCUCGCUCAUCGUCUUCUUGAAACGGAAGCAGCAGAAGAAGAAAGCAGAGGAGACAGAAAACUUAACAUCGAUAAAUGAAGAUCUCGAAAGAGGAGCAGGACCAAGAAAGUUUACUUAUAAAGAUCUUGCAUCAGCUGCAAACAAUUUCGCAGAUGAUAGGAAGCUAGGGGAAGGAGGGUUUGGAGCGGUUUAUAGAGGGUACUUAAACAGCUUAGAUAUGAUGGUUGCGAUAAAGAAGUUUGCGGGUGGGUCUAAGCAGGGAAAAAGAGAGUUCGUAACCGAAGUAAAGAUAAUCAGCAGUUUGAGACAUCGAAACCUUGUGCAACUCAUUGGUUGGUGCCAUGAGAAAGAUGAGUUUCUAAUGAUAUACGAGUUCAUGCCAAAUGGUAGCCUUGACGCCCAUCUAUUUGGUAAAAAGCCGCAUCUCGCUUGGCAUGUGAGAUGCAAAAUAACUCUCGGUCUCGCCUCUGCACUGCUUUAUCUUCACGAGGAGUGGGAGCAGUGUGUUGUACACAGAGACAUCAAGGCGAGUAAUGUGAUGCUCGACUCCAAUUUCAAUGCCAAGCUUGGUGAUUUCGGGUUGGCUAGAUUGAUGGACCACGAGCUAGGUCCACAGACUACAGGGUUAGCAGGAACAUUUGGUUACAUGGCUCCUGAAUACAUAAGCACCGGAAGGGCGAGCAAAGAAUCUGAUGUGUAUAGCUUUGGAGUGGUUACAUUAGAGAUUGUUACAGGAAGAAAAUCUGUGGAUCGAAGACAAGGAAGAGUAGAGCCUGUAACAAACCUUGUAGAGAAAAUGUGGGACCUUUAUGGAAAAGGAGAAGUUAUUACAGCUAUCGACGAGAAACUCAGGAUCGGUGGUUUCGAUGAGAAACAAGCAGAAUGUCUCAUGAUUGUAGGAUUAUGGUGUGCUCAUCCUGAUGUAAACACGAGGCCUUCAAUAAAACAAGCAAUCCAAGUCUUGAAUCUUGAAGCACCAGUGCCUCAUCUUCCGACCAAAAUGCCUGUCGCAACAUAUCAUGUAUCCUCUUCGAAUACUACAUCGGUAAGCUCUGGUGGAGCUACGGUAACGUUUUCAAGUGCUCAACAUGGUCGUUGAGCAGAUCCCUUGUUGCUGUGUGUAAUAUAGCCUUUUUCUUACUCUUGUUUCUUGUGUGUGCGUGUGUGUGUUUCACUGUUUGUACUCGGUCCUUGUGCUAAAAAAUGACAAGGUCUUAUUUUCAGUUUUUCUGGUGUCUCGACUCUUUUGGGCU
This is a messenger RNA of Arabidopsis thaliana (thale cress), 3045 nucleotides long. RefSeq names its product Concanavalin A-like lectin protein kinase family protein. Gene Ontology annotation, biological process: plant-type hypersensitive response; defense response to oomycetes. The record is from RefSeq and is marked reviewed. Gene Ontology annotation, molecular function: protein serine/threonine kinase activity; carbohydrate binding; protein serine kinase activity. Gene Ontology annotation, cellular component: plasma membrane. Lineage: Eukaryota; Viridiplantae; Streptophyta; Magnoliopsida; Brassicales; Brassicaceae. Bases 936 to 2891 code for a protein of 651 amino acids. The transcript has a single exon.